AUAGGCGCCACCUGAUUCUGUUAUCCCGGAUGGACUGGAGAAGACUGUUCCAAGUUUCAUUGCCAGGACUUGCAUAACUGUUCUGGUAAAGGUGAAUGCAUGGGUCCUAAUGUCUGCAGAUGUUACCCUGGUUAUCUGGGUCGUGGCUGCACUUACUCAUUUUGUGGAAAGUACGAAAGCUGUGCUGAUUGCGUGACAGACCCAUCAUGCGGAUGGUGUGACAGCUUGAGGUCCUGCCUUGGAGGAGUUGCUGAAGGACCUCCAAAGAUAGAAUGUCCCGAUUGGUUCUAUUACCACUGUUACACGGUGGAAGACGGAGAAUGUUCAUGGCAAAUAAUGAGGGUAAAAUGUAAAGGAAAGUACUGUAACUACAAAGACGGAAGAGCAACUAUUGAGUCCUGUCAAAAAUGCCGAGACCUAGAAAAAUGCCACAAACUCACAGAAGGGGGCCAGUGCAAGGCUUGGAAUGAGACACACUGUCCCGGUGGGAAAGUGAAAGUGGAUUACACUGAUCCCGAAAGGAGAAACAACGUGGAACUGGCUGAAAAUGUGAAAUUAGUCGAGCCUAAGGAUACUAUCAUUUAUGCAUGUCCAGUGAUUAUGGCGAAACAUGAUGAAUUGUCGCUCAUUCUUGUUGCCCCUAACGUUCUGGGCAUCCAAGCUGGCGACAUAGUUUCCAGUCCACAAGCAGGAGGUAUUCUGCACAAGAUUGUGAAAGAAGUCAAUGAUGGCCCAUUGAAAUUGAUGUUGAGUGCUCCGGCUGGAUUGGAAGAAGUCAUCAAGUAUGCGGACUUCAAGGGUGAGAUGUCUCCAGAACAAUUGGACGAUGAAUCAACUAUGGAGGAUGAACCAGAUGUAGAGGACCUGGAUGAUCUAAUUUCAGGCAAAGUUAACUCCACCGAGAGCCGGAUAAUUAUCCUUUUACCUGGAAUAUAUAAGUGCCUUGGACACACGUAUGACAUUGGAAGCACCUUCAUCUACUCUUACUACUUGGCGAUAGAGAAAAACAACACCAUCCCUAAGGCAGGUGACAUAGUUGUGUCAAAUACUAGCGAUGGUUUCAUUGAGAGUGUUAUUGAAGUUCAUAGAACAGACGAUACCGAUUACCUGGAAACGAAACUUCAGAGAUGCGACAAGAAAACUCACUUAGAUGGCGCAAGAUUGCAAGAAAGUAAACAAAGAUUUUAUGGGUCAGUAUUUUGUAGCGGAGGAGACAACAAUCCAGGACUCGUGUUUUCAGAAUCAGACAAACGGGCCGGGCUUUUCUCCCAUGGUGAUUUGAUAACUGGGAGACCAAGUAAAGGCUUAAUCGCUAAGGUUAUAGACACGCAUUCUAGCGGAGAUUUUCUUCUUUUGGAGGUAGUCACUGCAAAACUGGAUGAAAAUAGAACCAUUGUAACGGAAGCGGAUACAAAUUUGCUACAAAAACAUCGCAGACGAACAAGGCGCUCAACAGAAAACGUGGACUUGGUAAAUUUUCAACCGGAAAGGAUAGAUCACAAGCUUCUAUCCACUGGAGGGGCAACACUCAGAAUGUCUUUGUUCAUGAAUCUACGUCUGAGCGUGUUCGUCUCGAUUGAGAAAAAAUUUUUUGGAGUGGGAUUAAAGGAUGCGUCUGUUGGUCUAGAGUUGGAGGGAAGUCUGCAAUUCUCUUUGCAGUUCAGUCUAAAUGGGGAGCUAAGAUAUUCAGGAAAUCUUCGCGCGAUAAAGGAUAAACAGCUUGGUCGUUCCAAGUACCUUCGCUUUGGAAUGAUAAAAAUUCCUGUUGGAAUUUUCUUGGCUUUGACAGGGCAGGCAUCCGCUGGAAUAUCCGGAACAAUUACCCGCUCAUUAUCCAUCAACGGGGGCAUAUCACUUGGAGGUGAAUGCCGUUGGAGCGAAGGAAGCUGCUACAAGACUGACGAUACAAUCAGUCUGACAUCAAACUGGAACAGCCCGAGACCAGAGUUGGAAAUUGGAGCAAAUGUGGACAUCACUGUAACACCCACAGUCUCCUUAAAAGUGCCAGCAUUACCCAAAAGGCUCUCUCAGCCUUCCAAGUCAAAACCUCUUAAUGUGCUAGCUAAGCUGGUGAAUGCUAUAGCUGAUUUAAUUCCGGACGUUUCUUUGUCACUAUUCGUGAGUACACCUCUGAAAGCUGGAAUUUCUCUAAUUUAUCCCUCAAGUCUAUGCCAAGGUGAAACACCAGCUGAGCUAGACAGCUACUACGGAAUUUCCGACCUGAUCUUUGGCGUUUCUGUUAACUUUAUUGAAAAAAAGUUGAUGCUGUCAUAUAAUACUGGAUUCAGUUUAAUGUCGACAUCUGGUUGCACCAAAAUACCAGGACCUCCAUGUGGAAAGGGGCCAGUCUGCGUUGGAAGGCGGAUGGGACCAGAAUGCAACCAGCCUGAUAUGUGGCCGUUUCGGGACUGUUCGGGUAACGGAGAACCUAUUUUGACCGGGGGCUGUGGUGCACUUUGUAGCUGUUUCGGGGGAUGGAGGGGUGAAUAUUGUGAAAGAAUAACUGCAAAUGGCGGAGGUGAUCCACACCUGAAAACAUUGGAUGGUGUAGACUUCGACUUUUUCGGAAUUGGUGAGUUCUGGGGUUGUAAAAGUGUUAAGAACGGUUUUGGUCUUCAAUUCCGUUUUUAUUACUACGAGCGAGCCUCACUAAUUGGUGGAAUUGCUCUCAAAGCUGGCAGAAGCGUUGUAACGAUUAUGACGGUCAAGACUGAGAAUGUUCAAGAUCUGCCCAUGACCAGAAUCGAUGGAAGAGAAAUCAAUGCCACCACUAAUUCAUCAGAGCCUAUUGAAAUAAGUAAUGGUACAGUGUUAAUGGAUCGUCAAAGACGUUUUUCGUUUGAGGCUGAAGAGAACAGCGUUGUUUUGAUUUCUCUUCAGUAUGAUGCAGGUGUAACAGUAACCAUCGACGUCCGUCAUAGUCGAGUGAUGAAGAGACAGUAUUUGAAUAUUCUCUAUUCCCCAACUGCUGCUUACAAAGGUCAUACGGAGGGACUCUGUGGCUUCAUGGAUAACAAUGCCACUAACGACUUUAGAGGACCCGACGCAACUCUUUACUAUAACGCCAUUCAAUUCGCUGAAUCGUGGCGGAUAACGGAUUGUCACGAUGGCUCAGGCACAAGAGACGCCUGGUCAUGGAACUCAUCGAACUUUUAUUACGAUGACAUUAUGGACAUAACGUAUACAGAUCCAUCCUACAUCCCUAAGUAUUCCCUGGACGGAAUUUCCCAGCCUCUAUUACAGAUUGCGACAAGCAUGUGCAAAUCCUUGAACAUUUCUGAUAACGAUCUACAAAGCUGCAUAUUUGAAGUCGCCAUGACCAACGACACGACGUUCACUGAUCAGGAAAUCUUUAAACGAGACUGUCCGGACCAAUGUUCAGGCAAAGGAAGAUGUAUCAAUGGAACAUGUCAAUGUAUCGAAGGGUGGACAGGGAAGAGUUGUGAUAGAGGCUCCUGUCUUAACUGUUCAACCAUCCAUGGAAAGUGCGUGAAAGGAUUUUGUGUCUGUGAACUGGGCUGGGAAGGACGAAGCUGUGAAGUGCAAGCCACUUGCUUGGGAGUCAACAACUGUACUAGCCCUAAACACGGGAGUUGUAAAACAACGGACAUUUGCCAGUGUAAUCCUGGUUAUAUAGGUGAUGACUGCGGUAUUGUUCCAACUUGUUACAAUGUAUCAAAUUGUACUGGGAAUGGAAUCUGUGUGGAUUUCGAUGUGUGUAAAUGUACUACAGGAUGGACUGGAACCAACUGCACCCAGUACUCGUGUGAACAAUUGGAUUAUUGCUCAGAACACGGUAGCUGUGUGGACUUUGCAAAAUGCUCCUGUAGUUAUGGCUGGACCGGAGUAAGCUGCGCUCUUCCUGACUGUGAAGCUGUCAAUCAAUGUUCAAAAAACGGAGAGUGCAUCUCUAGCGACAAGUGUCGUUGUCUUCCGGGUUUUGUUGGAGCGGAUUGGGGACAGGUGGCGGACUGUAGUCAUCUUGCAAACUGCAGCGGCCAAGGCGUUUGCGUUUCCACGGAGUUGCUUAAUGUCUCAUGCAGUUGCUACCUUGGUUUCACUGGCGAUAACUGCAGUCAGCCCACUUGCACAACCGUGAACAACUGUUCUGCCCAUGGCGCAUGCGUGGAAGCCGAGUUCUGUAAAUGUGACUCUGGAUACAUUGGAGCUGACUGCAGUAACUUUUCUUGUGAGGCUGUCAACUAUUGCUCCGGAAAUGGAAAAUGUGUUGGCUACGACAUCUGCCUCUGCAACUCCUCCUGGUCGGGUCGAGCAUGCAGCGUUCCUGAUUGCAGUGCUGUAAAAAACUGCUCUGGCCAAGGAGAUUGCAUCCUACCCAACAUUUGUUCGUGUUAUCCAGCGUUUGACGGUGCAUAUUGCGAUCAGAAGGCAAAACCAAACAUCAAUCCUCCAAGAUUUGACAAAAAGUUUUACAGCGCUGCAAUUGUAGAGAAUUCUCCCGUCGGAACAGUGAUUUUACAAGUAAAAGCCAAUGACACAGAUUCGGGUAGAAACGGUCAGAUAUUUUAUACCAUACUGGGUGAUGAUAGCAUUGAAAGUAUUCUCACUGUUGGUGGACAGUCUGGAAAGGUUUACAGCGCACAGACGCUGGAUUUUGAGACAAAUGAAGUGAAAUCUUUCAACGUGACAAUGGUUGCAGCAGAUAACGGAUAUCCCCAGAAAUCUGGAAUCGCCACUGUACAUUUAACAUUGCUGGAUGAAAAUGACAAUUGUCCAACCUUCAUCGAGCCACCAGGAGAUCUAAAACUAGAAUUUUUGGCUCUUAUUCCCGGAGAAACCGUGACCAAAGUUUCUGCAGUUGACUUGGACAGUGGAGUAAACAGCGACAUAACUUACAGCCUAUCGAAAAAUGACGCGUUCUCUAUUCAUACUAAAACGGGUGUGGUCACGGUGGUGUCCGACCUGACGAAGAAAGUUUAUCAUCUCACAGUUAGUGCCAGUGACAACGGGGACGUUUCCUGCACGACAGACACCAGUUUGACAGUUAAAGUCGGGGUCUCUCCGACGACAAAGCCUUUGACCAGAUCUACCAAUCCCUUCACAAACAGAAAAUCUGAAGCCUCGUCAACCCAUAGUACAUUUACGUUGCCUGAGAGUACAACGUUUACAAAAGGGGCUAUUACUUCGAAUGUACCAACGGAGGCAGGAGCAGUUCCCCAGGAAGGUCCAAAUUAUGCAGUUAUUGGUGGUUCUGCUGGUGGAGGAGUACUGCUGCUAUUGAUCGCAGCACUGGUAAUCAGAAAAUGUCUUUGCAAAUCGAGGACAUCUUCAUCAAAACACACGACGGGGAGAUCAAACGCUGGCAUGGAUUUCGAGCUGGCUAGGAGAAUUUGAGAACAUUUUAUAUCUGACAACAAGUUUUUAAAAGAAAGUUCACUAAGAGAUUAUGAUCCUGAGAUAAUUGCUUGGUUAUCCGUUGUAGCAUAUCUUUACCCAUAUACUCAGUGGUAAAGAGAAGCAUUUUUUUUACAAACUUACUAACGGAGUCGAUAGUGUCACUAACCAUGUCAGUCAUCAACACAAACCUUUACUUGUAUACUCUGUAGUAAAGAGAAGCUUUUUUUUACAAGCUUAAUGACGGGGUCGAUAGUGUCAAUAUCUAUAUCAGUCAGUAACACAAACCAUUACCCUUAUACUCUGUGGUAAAGGGAAGCUUUGAUUCAAGCUUACUGACGGAGUUGAAAGUGUAGUUAACCAUAUCAGUCAGUAACAAGCAGAGAAAAAAAGCAUCCCAACGUCAGUGUCACUACGAGACUACACCUCUUACAUAAACCUAGUAUGUCGCGAAAUAUUAUGUACGAUUAUUAGUAGCUCUGGAGGUAGCGGUUACAAUGACAGUAACAGUAGCAGUGGUUGUGGCAGUUGAAAAAGCAUCAUGCUGUAGCAAUAACCGUCAAAAUAACAGUAGCAAGAGGCCUUCAACUAUCUUUUAACUAACCUGACUAUAAGUCUUUAUCUCAGGUACAGAUGAUAACUGAUAACAUUCCUCUAGUUGCCCGUAUGCAUACGUAAAAAAAUAUAGGAUGAAAAAGUCGUUUAAGCGACUGAAAAAAAGAAUUUUACGAGCAAAUAAUAGAUACUAGUAUAAUUGCUUGGUUGGUUUUGAGUGUGAAAUAAGUUUGAGUAAAAUCUCAAAAUCUUUGUAAUUACAAAAUAUUACAAAAGAUAAUUAGUGGUACUGGAAGCAGCAGUGAUAAUAAAAUAGUAGUGGUGGCUGCAGCAAUUGAAAAAGCAGUAUGCUGUAGCGAUAACAGCAGAUAUGAAAGUAGCAGGAGGCCAUAAACUAACUAUCAACUAAACUAACUAUACGUCUAUAUCUCAGUUACAGAUGAUAACUGGUUACAUAUCUCUAGUUUUCCAUCUAGAUACGCAAAAAUGAAUAAAUAAAUAAUUAAAAAACGGCAUUUAAGGGAUUGAAAUAAAAAAAAUUACGAGCAAAUAAUAGACAUGAGUAUAAAUUUUCUGGCUGAUUUUGAUUGUGAAAUAAGUUUGAAUUAAAGCAUUAAUGGUUGUUAA
Molecule: messenger RNA, 6537 nt
Organism: Stylophora pistillata
Lineage: Eukaryota; Metazoa; Cnidaria; Anthozoa; Scleractinia; Pocilloporidae
Biological process (GO): homophilic cell-cell adhesion; cell-cell junction maintenance
Cellular component (GO): plasma membrane
Molecular function (GO): calcium ion binding
Source: RefSeq, a predicted model, not a curated record